UUUUUUUAAGUAAUUCAUUUUGUAUCAUACUUACAUUGUUAUUGUGAGCUAUACACCAUUCCAUAUCAACACAGACACUUUUAUUUGGAAAUCCUGUAAACUAUCUAUCAUGGUGGGAUUCUGUGAUAUUAUUUAAAGCUCAUAUAGUAUAUAUGAUAUAGCAUAUUAGUAAGAGGGAAAUUGAGAAAGGUCAACUUCAUUGUUCAGAAAAUAAUAUUUGUUGUUGUUUACACUUGUUUUGAUGUUUACAGUAAUACUGACUUCAUAUUUGUGUCAUCUAAUUUUUUUAUUUUACACCACGCCACGGUUUAAGUAGCGUUUGCACUAGCAUAGUACCUGGUACCAGCUACUAUUUUUAGUACCUGGUUCCAAAAGCGUGCUGAGUAGGUACUAUGCAAUGAUUGGCUGCCGGCCAUGGACUGGCCAGAGUGCCGUCCCAGGAAGAGACGUCCCACACACAAAUCCCGCCGAACAGCACCGAACUGUAGAUCACUUAAAACUACUUAACGAUCCUAAAAACGUGGGUUAAUCUCCAACAACUACAGGAGUCUGGUGUAAAGUCACUAGUCACUCGUGUGUGUGUGUGUGUGUCGCGUAUAAAACGAGUCGUGAUGACUCCGCCCACAUUAAGUAGGUACUUUUUGUAGUGGAGAUGCAACCUAAUCGUGCCGAGGCGAGUAGAGCUGGUGGAAAUAUGCCAUUAAUGUUCUCUGAGUUGAUGUGCUGCUAUUACAGGUUGUUGCCACUAGUGUGUGCUAUGGUGCCAUGAAAAGGGAAGAAGAGAGAGAAACCGGUCAAUUCUUACAUUUACACCCAUGUUGCAAUAUUGAUUCCGAGGGGAGCUGUUUGCCGAGUAGGUGUGGUGGAACAGCUCUGACCUGCCCUGUGAUUGGUCAGAAUCUAGAUAUUAGAAAUAGAUGUUAGUUGUUGUGAGGCUGUGAACAGAGCCCAGAAGGUGUGUGGACAUGUACUUCUCUCGCUCAGAUCUCUCAAUUUAUAUUUUGCUGGAAAGCUUUUGAUCGUUCUAUGUUCUGUACCAAGUAAGAGAGUAUGUACGAUGGUUCUGUAGAGAGUGAAGUUUGACUAAAAAGUUGCAAAAUCUGUUUAAAAAGUAUUUGCAAUGAAAUAUCCACCCCAAAUUAUUUAACCCUAAGUCCCAGUCAGCUUAACCUCACUUUGCCUCACUAUGUCCUGCAGCCAGGACGUAUACUGCCUGGAGCACAUGAGCCACUCUGCAGGCACCAGCAGGCAGAAAACAGAGAGUGAUGGAGAGCGGCGUCUCAUUGGAUCUUCAUCUGGGGACCCCAACGCAGGUGGAGAUCCCAAGGACCAAGAUGCACCUACGACGACAUUUGUCUACGUCUUGGCAUUUUUCUCCGCCCUGGGAGGAUUCCUCUUUGGCUAUGACACUGGGGUGGUGUCCGGGGCCAUGCUGCUCCUCAAGAAGGAGAUGAACCUGAACGUUCUCUGGCAGGAGCUGCUGGUCUCCAGUACGGUCGGAGCUGCAGCACUCUCUGCCCUGAGUGGGGGCUACCUGAAUGACUGGCUGGGGCGCAAGAUUUGCAUCCUUAUUUCCAGUUUCAUCUUCGCCAUUGGAAGCAUCAUAUUGGGUUUAGCCCCAGAUAAGGUGGUCCUUCUUGUUGGCAGGAUCAUAGUUGGUCUGGGGAUAGGUAUUGCCUCAAUGACCGUUCCUGUUUACAUCGCUGAAGUUUCCCCGUCUCAGCGGAGAGGUCAGCUGGUCACCAUAAACUCCCUCUUCAUCACUGGUGGUCAGUUAGUUUCCAGUUUGGUGGACGGAGCGUUCAGCUUCCUGAGGCAUGACGGCUGGAGGUACAUGCUGGGACUGUCCAUUUUCCCAGCUUUGCUGCAGUUUUUUGGCUUUUUCUUCCUCCCCGAAAGCCCCCGCUGGCUUCUCCAAAAGGGUCGCAGGUCAGAGGCCCGUCGCGUUCUCAUCCAGAUCAGAGGAGGCCAGAACGUCGAUGACGAGUACGACGCCAUUCGAACCAGCAUUGAGGAAGAGGAGAGAGAGGCAGGAGCAGGAGGCUUCGUCAUUUUGAAGAUUCUUGGUCACGGACCGACUCGCCGGGCUCUCUUCGUCGGCUGUGGCCUUCAGAUGUUUCAGCAACUGUCUGGGAUAAACACCGUCAUGUACUACAGUGCAACCAUUCUGCAGAUGGCCGGGGUGCGGGACGAUAAACAGGCCAUCUGGUUGUCGGCUGCAACCGCUGCAACCAACUUUUUGUUCACGCUGGUCGGAGUCUGGCUUGUGGAGAAAGUGGGUCGCAGGAAGCUGACCCUGGGCAGUCUUUUCGGUACUGGGCUGAGUCUGGCUUUGUUGGCAGUCGGGUUCCUGCUGUCUUCCCAGAACUCCCCGCCUGUGACCCUCCACCCAGUCGACUCUCAGAACUCAACCUGCAGACAGUACGGGUUCUGUGAGCCGUGCAUGUUGGAUCCAAGCUGUGGAUUUUGUUAUCGUGAAAACGCAACCCAAGUGUUCGACUCCUCCUGCGUUCCCGCCGGUCAAUCGUCCACAGAUCAUGCAGCGUGGGGAAGAUGCUCCAACAUGACAGAGGGAAAUGACAGUGCAAUCUGGGCCUAUAACUACUGUCCCACAUCCUACUCCUGGGUCGUCCUGAUUGGCCUCAUUCUCUACCUUGCAUUCUUCGCUCCAGGUAUGGGUCCGAUGCCGUGGACAGUGAACUCUGAGAUCUACCCACUGUGGGCUCGCAGCACUGGCAACGCCUGCUCGGCGGGGGUCAACUGGAUCUUCAACGUCCUGGUGUCUCUGACGUUCCUCCAUGCCGCCGAGUUUCUGACCUAUUAUGGGGCGUUCUUCCUGUACACAGGCCUGGUGGUGCUGGGUCUCUUCUUUGUCCUGGGAUGCCUCCCAGAAACUAGGGGCCUACAGCUGGAGGACAUUGAGAACCUGUUCUCCGGUCCGCUCUGCUCCUGCGGAGCCUCGGCACCUAACAGCAACCGCGAGGUCCACUACGUCCGGGUAAAAGGCAGCAACCGCCUCCUUUCUGACACUGAUGCCUCAGACGUAGACUAGGAAGUCUUUACUUCCACUCUGGCUUCUUCUUGUUUUUUCUUUUUUUAACACUGUUGGGUUGACGUAAGGGAAAGACUGUCCAUACGGGGAAGAGGAAAGGUGGCCAUGUUGCUCUCUGGUGGCUGCAGUGGACCAUGAGCAAAAAAAAUAAUAACUAAAAUGAAUAACUAUAACUGGUAUUUCCUCUUGCUCCGGGGACUGUCUGUUUUCCUCUGUUUCUCCGUUUACUGUCCUUCCGCUUGAGUCGUGUCGCUUAAAGUUACACUUCUGUCCACAACCAAGGGUGCCUGAAGCCCAAAAACAUUCCAAAUAUUUAUCUUUGUGUUGGUCAAACUGAUUAUUUUGUUUAACCUAUUUCAGGUUUUCUGAAGUUUGGUUCUAUGAGGUACUGACACGGACAGCAUGGGUUUUCUUUUUAUGCAUUGUUUUAGAUUUGCACAUAUAUUUCAUACAUUGGCGUGAGAGACAGUGACUAAACCACACGACUGAAAAUCUUCAGUUCGUUUCACAAUGAGCAGAUACUGUGAUGGGUGACGGGACUGAUUGGUACAAUAACGUACCGUCCUCUGAGCUAAAUCUCAAAGCUUUCCUUUCUGAAUUUCCUCUCUGGAUUAAGAAUUAAGAAAGGUAAAUCUUACUUGGUUCCGUGCCAUCAACUUUGAUCUGUAUUUCAUACAAUUUGAGUCAGAUAUGAACAAUGUGGCAGCUAAUCGGUAUAUGGUGCUCUCCUUUUUAUACGUAUACAUGAAUUUAUGUUUUUUUUGCUCAAAGUAAAAUGUUUCCUCUUGAGUGACUGAAACAAGUGAUGCAAAUUUUGCAUCUUUUCCACGUCGUCCAGUGCAAAAAUCCUUGCUUGUAUCUAUGAAUUAAAUCUUAUGGUCAUUGUUCUCUGUCAGUGCACUAAACAGGGUUCCCCAAUGUGGAGGAGCGUGGACAUUAGUGUAUCUGUAGAUUCUGUGGAGUGGUGUGGAGUGGGUUGCCAUUGUACGUUCCUGCAAACACACUUGGAAAAAUAUUUAUAUGACAUGUAUGAAAGGUCAAAAGCUAAAAUUCAAACACUUUUGUCUGCACAAACGUAACACACUGUCGCUGUCGACGCUGCACAAACCUUGCAUAUUAUCGCAAACUGGGGGGGGAGGGUGUACAGUCAGCUCUGUCAAACACUGUCAUCCAAGCUGAUAUUCCUGUCAUUGGCUCACUGUAUAUUGCAAAACCCAUUGACGGAUGUAAAGGGUGAACAACAGUAUUCCAUUUUUUUGUUGUUGUUAUUUCUAAUUUCUUAAAGUGUUUGCAGAAAAAGUCAAAUGGCAACAUUUUUCGCUGAGAAACCAGGUUGUGAUUUUCUCUGAAAAUCUGUGUUGGUGUAAAUGAAUCAGGUGGUGGUUGUGGACUCUCUGGGAGGAGCGAUUGCACCUUUGUCUUAUAGAAUUAAAAAGAUGAUUUCGUGUCA
Molecule: messenger RNA, 4502 nt
Organism: Solea solea (common sole)
Lineage: Eukaryota; Metazoa; Chordata; Actinopteri; Pleuronectiformes; Soleidae
Product: proton myo-inositol cotransporter-like
Exons: 10
Coding region: 1187-3052 (621 amino acids)
Biological process (GO): transmembrane transport
Cellular component (GO): membrane
Molecular function (GO): myo-inositol:proton symporter activity
Source: RefSeq, a predicted model, not a curated record